Molecule: messenger RNA, 2053 nt
Organism: Bursaphelenchus xylophilus (pine wood nematode)
Lineage: Eukaryota; Metazoa; Nematoda; Chromadorea; Rhabditida; Aphelenchoididae
Source: the annotation of a GenBank genome assembly
AUGGUCGCCUCACUGGAUCACUAUUUGUUGUCCAGUAGACGUUAUAUAGCCUUGGUGAGUUACCGUAGUUAAUGGGUGGUCCAAAUUUUUCUAUAACUUGUGUAACAUCCAUGGUGCUGCUCUCUUUGUUUCUUUUUCGCGUCCUGACUUUUCGGGUCAUCACAAAAUCGAUCGAUACGGGGCGUAGGGCAGGUGAAUGAAUACACCAAAAAAAUAUAAUGUAGGAAGUGCCUGCAAGGCAUGGCAAGGCCGUUGGAUGGUCGGCGGACGCUCGGCGAAGGCUCGGCGAAGGCUCGGCGGAGACUCUGCAAAGGCUUUCGAUAUGUCCACUCUUUCUAAUUUUAGGUAUUACUGACGUUAAUUUUCUUUACUCUGAGUUAUUGUAACAUAUCAAAAACACAAAAAUUUAUGGCAAAAAACGAAGAUCCCUAACUUUUACCUAGACAUCAUUGAUGUGAGUACAUGUAAAAUACCUCAAAAAGAAGAUAAGCUAUCCUAGAACCCGAUCAAUCUUACAGUGAAGGACCUGAUCCAGUGGCAAAAAACGUACCAUUUUGCAUCCGAGAAGCAUCAAAAAUGUGGCAAAAUGCUUCCCCCUCCAAAGUGAAAGAACUUUGUUUUGAAGGGCUCCCUCACAAAAAGAGCGGACGCGCUUUUGAAAUCGGAGUCACUUGGAGAGGGAAGCAUUUUGCCACAUUUUUGAUACUUCCCGGAUGCAAAAUGAUACUUUUUUUGCAACUGGAUCAGGUCGCCCGCUGUAUUGCUUCUACUAACUAAGCCUUCUCCCAGCCUUUCCAAUGCAUACAACGACGAAGAUCCAUAGUAUCGUCAACCCGAACUGUUGCUGACCCCAAAAGUCGUAGCGCCCUUUCACCUUAUACUAUAUUUUUUUGUAAAUACAUACAGUGUUGCUGUAAAACAGUAUUUUCAGGAUAAAAUGAGCUCCUGCGGUCGUUACUUACUGGUUUUGGCCUUCCUGCUUGUUGAGCCACUUGUUAACGGAGACGUUGCAAGUUCUACUCCAAUAUCAACAAUUCCUCUGGCGGCUACUCAAGGUAAAAAAUAUGAAAAAGUAUAUGCCUACCUCCUUCCCGCAUGUGUUGCAAUAAAAUUGGAUUUAAAUUUACUGGGCAAUCGGAAAUUGCUUCAAGAUUUUUGUGGUUGAAUAUUUUGGCGUUGACAAAUCAGCAAUAACAUACAGUGAUGAACUGGCAAAAAACGUACCAUUUUGCAUCCGGGAAGUAUGAAAAAUGUGGCAAAAUGCCUCAACUUUGUUUUAAAGGGCGCGCCCUUUUUCUUCACAGAAAGAACUUGCGCGCUUUUGAAAUCGGAGAGAUUUUGCCACAUUUUUUUGAUAAUUCCUAGAUGCAAAAUGUUACGUAAAAAACAUUUUUAACACUUGGUGCAAAGUAGUACUACCUGGUACUAUUUAGUACAAGGUGAAAAUUUGGCCGGUAAUGGUGUUGGUUUGGUGCUUAGUACAGCCAAAAACACGUUUUUACCACUUGGUACUAUAUAGUACCAAUUGGUACUAUUUAGUACGAGGUGAAAAUUUUGGCAUAAGGCGGUAAUGGUGUUGGUUUGAUGCUUAGAACAACCCAAAAACACAUUUAUAGCACUUGGCACUAUAUAGUCCUUGAAAUGGACCAAAUUUGCCAAAUCACAUGCCCCACUGCAUAAUUGAUUUUUUCAGAGACCACCGGCACACCAUUCACUACUCCACCAACCACCGAAUCUACCACUCCAAAGCCCUUCACGUCUACUCUUCCGAAUCGAGCCGUACGACUUGUGCUCAAUGGGGUUAUUGAAAUUCAAAAGAGCGAAAAUUGAAGUUUAAUUGUCGUUUUAAAUUGACAAUGUGUCAUCUUUGGCGUCAAUAAAAUAAAUGCAUACACAUAUAGAAAUUGCACAGUGCCCAGCAGAGAUUGCCACGGCUCCGGAGCCGGCUCUUGGCUCCGGCUCUGAGCAGGGAGCCGGAGCCGGAAAUUUUGGGUGCAGCUCCGGCUCCCGUACCCAAAGUCGGAGCCAGACUUCUCAGCGUUCAGAAAAGUAA